UGUCGAUUCAACGAGUAGCCUCUUUCCCAUGUUUGAAGUACGAACGAUGCCUUUUUCCAAGGCUCUUCUUAUCGUUGGACUUGACCUGCGAUGUUACGUCUCUCUCUCCGUCGUGAGGGCUGCAUGUCCGGUGAUUGAAUCUACCGAGAGAAGAAAAAGGAACGAGGAGACCACCAUCUUAACACUGCUUGCUUAUGAUUUACACGUUAUAAAUAUUUCAACGGGUUGAAAUUAUUAGGGAACUUUGUUAACCAAGUGGCCUUUUGCAAAAUCUACCAGUUUAGGCGGCCAUUUUUCUGCAAAAGCUUACCAGUAGCUAAAAUUUUCGAGACGUGAUUUUGUUGUCAAAAACAUUAACGCGGGAACUAUUUAAAAAACAUUUGAAUACUCAUCCCUUCCCUGAGUUCCAUCUACUCUCAGCGGUCUAGAGCUGCUCCACUGCAAAUCAACUGGUGCAUCACUAUUUCCUGUUUGCAGAAGGGCCAACCAUUGCCCAGGCCGGUACCCCAAAAAUCCCUUGGGGCAAGGAAGCUGCAAAUGCAACUGAUUAUCUCGAGCACUCACCGUAUUCUGUUUUCAAGCAGCAGUUCCAUUAAAUUGUAACAUCUGAACUUUUGGACCUCUCUAAACGCCACAAACGAGUGCGGCUUUUCGAGGUCGGGCAGCUGGCUCCAAGCAUCGGGCACCGUCCUCUUUCCGACGUUCCGCCUCUGACUGUGAUUCCAGUGGCUCGCCUCCUACUGUCAUAGACUCCAGCGGCUCACAUCCCUCGUCUGUCAGUCCGGCGACCCACCUCCAGCUUUGUAGAUUGCGAGGACCCACAGGUCUCUUUUAGCAUGCUGACAACAAUGUUUCAUCCAAGAACAAGGUUCAAUCUACUGGCGACAAGGUUUUGGAAUGUGGCAUUUGAGAAUAUGCGGCCUCUUUCUUUUGGAAGAGGUUUCAUUCAUGGUGAGAAGAAAUUUAUCUAUGGGCCUGAAAGAAAUGUCCAACACGUGCAGUAUAGCAGUGAUACUACUGAGAAUCACAGACUAAAUGAUGUAGGAGUUGUUCACAGGCCAGAGGUUGGCGGUAACAUUUCAAAGAGGGAUAAGACAAAAAUUCUUCUUAACAUACAGCUAUCCAGCCUCAAGGAGUCAAAGAAAGCAGUAUAUGGUGCUUUAGAUGCUUGGGUUGCUUGGGAGCAAAACUUUCCAUUAGUUCCACUAAGGCAAACCUUGACGAUGCUUGAGAAGCAGCACCAGUGGCAUAGAAUUGUUCAAGUCAUAAAGUGGAUGCUGAGCAAAGGACAGGGUACCACAAUGGGAACCUAUGAGCAGUUGAUACGUGCUUUAGAUAAGGAUGAGCGGGCAAAGGAAGCUCACGUCUUUUGGGAGAAAAGAAUUGGACAUGAUUUGCAUUCUGUGCCAUGGCGGUUAUGUGAACUUAUGAUCUCCAUUUACUAUAGAAACAAUAUGUUGGAGCAUGGUGUUAAGCUUUUCAAGGAUCUUGAAGCUUUUGGCAGAAAACCUCCAAAUGGAUCUAUUAUACAGAAGAUCGCAGAUUCAUACGAAUUGCUUGGUUUAUUUGAUGAACAGAAGAAAGUGUUGGAGAAGUAUGAUGACUUGGUGAAUGAAUUAUCAAAAGUGAGCUCGAAGAGACGUGGGAAAUGUUCGACUGCUAAAAACAAAAAGAACGUUUAGCUUUCACCUACCUUCUACUCUUUCCUUGAAUCUACAUUGGAGCUUCUUUUGUGGCAAAAUGGCCUUCUGAGUUUUCGAAGAGGUAAGCAAAGGGGAAGAUUUGUAAAUAUAGGUCUGAUGUAAGGCAUACACAAGUUUCGUAAUGUGAACGUUCCUCAUUAAGGUUUUCUGAUAGUAAUGAGAUGACAUUGGCUCGUUGUUGUUCCUUAGAAAGCAACUUCUUGGAUCAGUAUGUUAUCUCAUCAUACAGGGUUUGGUUAGUUCUAUGCAUGGUUUUGCUGAUCAUGUGGAGCAGGUCACUCUGAGCAAUAAGACAGGGAGCUGCAGUCUUGGUUGAUGCAGCCAUUCUAUUCGGGUUACUGGAGAAAGCGUUGAAAAGGAGUGGUUCUAGACUUCUAGUUAUGUUGCCACAAAAGUGGAAAUUGCUUUCUUCCUUUCUGAUGUUUUCCUGUUUCUGAACAUAUCUUGGUGAUAUUUUCUUAUGAUGAAGUGUAAACUUUGUAUAGGCCAUAAAAGGCAUCUGCUUUGCAUUACUUCA
This is a messenger RNA of Nymphaea colorata (pocket water lily), 2220 nucleotides long. Its product is annotated as pentatricopeptide repeat-containing protein At4g18975, chloroplastic. Lineage: Eukaryota; Viridiplantae; Streptophyta; Magnoliopsida; Nymphaeales; Nymphaeaceae. The transcript is spliced from 9 exons. The record is from RefSeq and is a predicted model, not a curated record. The coding region runs from base 837 to 1682 and encodes 281 amino acids. Gene Ontology annotation, molecular function: protein binding.